Messenger RNA from Lytechinus pictus (painted urchin), 4700 nucleotides. RefSeq names its product LIM/homeobox protein Lhx9-like. Gene Ontology annotation, molecular function: DNA-binding transcription factor activity, RNA polymerase II-specific; RNA polymerase II transcription regulatory region sequence-specific DNA binding. Gene Ontology annotation, biological process: neuron differentiation; regulation of transcription by RNA polymerase II. NCBI's taxonomy places the organism in Eukaryota, Metazoa, Echinodermata, Echinoidea, Temnopleuroida, Toxopneustidae. The record is from RefSeq and is a predicted model, not a curated record. Bases 19 to 666 code for a protein of 215 amino acids. The transcript is spliced from 2 exons. Gene Ontology annotation, cellular component: nucleus.
AACGACUCCUGCGACCCGAUGGGCCACCACGGGCACCACCCCGGCCUGGACGGUGACAUGUACCAUCAGCAGGUGCCACAGGCAAGGACCAAGCGGAUGAGAACCUCCUUCAAGCACCACCAGCUAAGAACCAUGAAGUCCUACUUUGCCAUGAACCACAAUCCCGACGCGAAGGACCUCAAGCAACUGGCCCACAAGACGGGGCUUACCAAGAGAGUGCUACAGGUUUGGUUCCAGAAUGCCCGUGCUAAGUACAGACGGACAACCACAAAGAAGGACGAUGAGAAAUCAGAAAAGAAUGCCUCUGAAUGCGGAGGGGAUCAGGCGUCCCCUUCGCCUCAGCUUGACGACCAGGACAACAUCAGUAUCACCAGCAGUGGCAUGGGUGGCGGUAGCGGUAGUGGCAGCGACCCCAACGCCGACACCCUGUAUGACGGCGACGAUGAUGAUCAAGAAAAGCUCCUGGAUGACAUCACAACUUACAGUGAGCUGAAGACGGCGUCGCCUGCCGUUGCGGAUGAAGUAUCCACCAUAUCCUCGAUGCCUGCAUCGGCGCGAAUGCUGCAUGGUUUACAUGGCCACCCCAUCUCGGCGCCAGGCAAUACCCAUCAUGGGAUGGGCCUCAUGCCACAUGGGUUCGUCGAGAUCUUCAGCAACUCCGCAUGAGGAGGAGGCAUCCUUUAUACACAAGAUAGAGAUUUAUUGCUUAUUUAUUUGAGGAUUGACAUUGCAUUCACAUUGACAUCAAUGAUGAUGAGACAGGGACUUGAACAGCACUCUUGAUAGGAAGGCCUAUUGCUGCUAAGCGAAAUGAAGAAGCAACAGUACCAAUACUCUUCUAAUCAAUGCAGAACAAAAUAACCAUGGUUUCUCAUUGUACGUUUAUGUAUUGACUCUCUGGACCAGAGUCUCAAGUGAUUUCUGUGAUGACAUUAAUAAGAACAAAUUCUCCUUUUUGCUAAUUUAAUCUCCUGUUCCCAAAGUAUGUUGUUCUGUGAAUGAAAUUGUAAAGGGAAUAAAAGAUAAUAGAAUAUCUGGACGAAUGCUGCUAAUUGUAUUUACAGUCACGUGUGCUAGAUCUGUGAAUUCAUUUUGUCUUGAUGAUAUACACUUCGUAAAUUUGACUGCAGUGUUAGUAUUGAUGUCCAAUAUACAUGUAGUUUUAAAUGUUUGUAAUAAGAUCAGAUGACUGACUUUGUCCUUUAAAUAUUGUAAAGAUAUAUCAUUGUGCAAGCACCACCCCUUAAAAACUUUCUGAUAUAAACGUAAUUUCAUUUUGAGUUGUCCAUUCAUAAGCUAUAUCAUAGUACACCUCUUUCUUUCCCUUGCCAAAUUUGUUCCAUUUAUAACGCAUAUUUCAAUGACACAUCAAAUCAAAUAUGAUUAGUUUUCAUUUGAUUUAUUUCUUAAGAAAGACUGCUGACUGCAGAGAUAAGUUGACUAUUUAUUGUCCUGGUUUAAUGUAUUCACCGGAUAGGCACCUAAUGUAUCCUUUUGUAAUCAACUUGACAAAUAGAUGACAUAACUAUUUAUGCUUAAUUGGUUAUUUUUAUUACCGAACUUUUUAAAAGUUGCUUUCAUGUUUCUACUUAAAUUCUUUACAUAUCAUCCAUUUCAUCUAUUGAUCUGGAAUAUUUUGUGUUCUGUCGUCUUUUUGUUUUAAAGUCUGAACUAAUUAAUGUCUAGGAUUAAAAUUUGUUUCAACUAUUCAUCGACACAUACGAAAAAGUAUGUAAAAUGCGUUGUUGGUGUAAUUAUCUUCCACAUUCUCAGUUCUUUAAUGUCUACACAAAUUAUUUGGCGCUAGGUGUUCAAAUCCUACCUGCAAAUUCGCUUGAAGGCUUUUGGUUAUUGAGUUCUGAUUUUGAUCAUAUUCUUAAGAAGGAAUAGCUUGGCAUUCCUUGAACAGGGUUCCCAGCUUUUCAAGAAAACAAGAUUCCCUGAUGAAGUUUAAAUAUUUCCUGAUAAUUAUUUAAACCCAUUCCCAGUUUCGCAUGUUUUCUAAGUUGUUGCAGUGAAUUACAUUUAUUUCAGUAUAAAAACAAUAAUGUGAAACUAAUUAGUACUAUUACACAGGCAUGUAAUGGCCUCCCUUCUCCCCAUACAGCCAUCCACCAUACCCCAUAACCACCAUAACCAGUCAUUCAAUGGAUGUUGUUCUGAUAUGAAACAAAAUAUAAGUCUGACUACUGUGCUUUCGACUUUUGGGCCGAUCAAAAUUCCCUGAUUUUUCCCUCAUUUGAGGCAUUUUCCCCUGAUUUGAGGUAUUUUUAAAAUAUCAAAUUCCCUGACUGAAAAAAAAAGUAAAUAAUGUCCCUGAUUUUCCUGAUGGGCUGGGAACCCUGUAAAACCCAUAACUCCAAAAGAAAUUAACUGCGCUAGCAAUUUCAACCCUUAAACUUUGAAUUGAAUACUGUAACCAUUUAUCACCUUUGUUUAAACCCCCAUCCAGUUUCCUGCUAGUACAUGCACAUUUUGGUCAUUAAAUGGGCAGUUCCCAUUUCUUUCUUGUCUAUUAUGUGAUUAUAUUUACAAUAUAAAGGUUAAUUGUGUAAUUAGAAUCUUCUAUUAUGUCCAUAUGAAACUAUAUUUUCCUGUGUAGUGUCAUAGAUUUGUAAUUUAUUGAUCUUGUAUUUCACUUUGAGUACUAGUAUAAAGAUUGCACCUUGUAAUAUACCAUACCUUGCCUUAGACAUCGAGUACUUAUUGCCAUUAGGUUUUCUUCAAUUUUUUAAACAUCAUUCAUGGUGAUAUAUAUGAUUUAAUUAUUCUAAGAAUUUGUUUUAAAACCUGUUGUAUGUUGGUGAUAAAAUGUACUAACAAUAACAGGUACCGGUAAAAUAAAUAAAGGAAAAUGAUCAAUCACCCCUUUUACCAUCAUAAAUAUCCGUCAUGUUGACAAUUAGAUCUUAAGAUAUAUGAAAGUUUUAAGUAGCUUAAUUUUACAAGAGCUUAUGAUAUUUUGUUUCUCAAAAAAGAAAAUACAAUAAUGGUAUUUGUCACCUUGAUAAAGAUAUUGAAAAAAUAUCAUUCUUUAUAUUGAACAAGUAGGGUUAUUUGAGCGAGAGAUGAGAUGAAUUUGGGAAUCUUAACAUUUGAAUUUUUUCUAGCAUGACAGUAAAUUGGAUUUGUAAGAUCAUCAGUGAAAUGUGAUAAACAGAGCAUGCGCAUUGUACCUGCUAUUACUUUGAAAUACAAUCUGAGGGUCAUCCGCAUCGUUUUACCAAACAAAUAGGCAACGUUAUUGCUUCAUUCCAUCAAAUUUGUGUGCCAGGGACAUAAUUCAGAUCAUUAUGAUAUACUGUACUUACGUAGGGGUGCACUAGCGAACAUGCAUAUCAAACAGUUCUUAAUUUUGCCUCUUUACCAGGGGUCCUAGAAAAGGCGGAACAGCUUUAUACAUGUAGUUCAUGCAAUUAACCAUCUUUCUUUGGAUCAUCAUACUGUACUUAAAAGUACACGUGGAGGAGCCGUGGUGUAGUGGUUCUGACUCUCGCCUUGUAAACAGAGGGUCGUGUGUUCGAAUCCCACCGCGGUCUGGCGUCCUUUGGCAAGGCGUUAAUCCACACUUUGCCACUCUCGACCCAGGUGCUAAAUGGGUACCCGGUAGGAUGUGAAAGUCAUUGUAGCUUGUCCAGUACUGUGUGUGCCUCACCGGCGACUGACUGGAAUACUCCCCAGGGAGUGGAGAAUGUGCACACAUUGUGUGCGGGAAUGACUGAUUGAAUCCGAUGACCGGGGUAAUAAUAUAUCUGUAAAGCGCUUAGACACAUCGUUCCGAUGUAUUAAGUGCUAUAUAAAAAACGGAUUAUUAUUAUUAUUAAAAGUAAGAAUGUUAUUGCAAAUACCAACAUAAUGGAAAAUGAUGUCAUACGAAUCUUUUAAAAAAGAAGGUAUUUAAGAUUGGGUUUUUUAUGGUUUCAUAAUUUUUUUAUAGUAUUUAUACCUCAUUUUAAUCUGCCAAGAUCUUGCCAUUCUGUUAUAAAGAGGUUUCACAUUUCUGUCAGAAUUCUAGGAAUUAGUGAUUCUUUUUUUUUACUCAAUUCAAGAAAGACUAUACUGUUAUUUAUUGUACAAUCUGCCUCAGAAAGGGGGGGGGGGGGGGGAGGAAGUAACCCGGAAACUGUGAGAUAUUCCCUAUGAUAGGGUUCCUGCUAUAGGCUUGCGUUAAUACUUACAUUUCACAUUAUAAGGGUAGUAUUCUUUUGUAAGACAUAUUGAUGGUUAAACUGAUAUGACUUUCACAAAGAAAUACAAUUUCUUUUAUGAGAAGGUAUUGAUUUUACUUGUUGUUGAGUGAUGUAAGAUAAUUAAAACACUCACCUAUUUUAUAUGUUGCCAUCCCCAUGCACAUGAAUCAGAUCCCACUAUUUUGCUUCUAAAUCUCUUAAAAUCCAUUUGACUUGACAUUCUUUUCUGAUUUUCUUUUUCUCUGUUGAUUCUUUAUCAACAUUUGAAUAACAAUUUCAAGGGUGGGAAUAGUUGUAAAUUCAUUUGCAAAUAGUAAUUUAUUAAAAAACUAUUGAUGUUAUAAAAUUGUAAAAGUUUUUGUGAAGCCUUGUGUUACUGUACAAAAUGUUGUGCUUCAUGUUUGUAUAGAGGAUAAAGUGCUUUGACCUUUGAUCCUGUCUUCGUAGUGAACAGAAGUGAAUAUAAUUAUUAUUGCUUUGAAUUGUGAUGAAUAAAUGUUUUGAACUGAA